AUGUCCGACAGAUCUUCAAAAUUUAGCCAUCUGCCUCGUGCAGCCUCGGGGCCGUUGGAGUGUCCAUACGAGGGAGCGAGUGUCAUGCUUAAUUCUACUUUUAACAAGGGCUCUGCUUUCACCGAUGAGGAGAGAAAGAGUUUCAAGUUGCAUGGACUGGUACCGCCGAAUGUGCAGACGCUCGACGAUCAAGUCCGACGUGCAUACGAACAGUAUAGCAGUCGUGCAGAUGAUCUGGCCAAGAACACUUUCAUGGCAAGCAUGAAGGCGCAAAAUGACGUAUUGUAUUACAAGCUGUUACAAACUCACCUGAAAGAGAUGUUCAGCGUCAUCUAUACCCCAACCGAAGGUGACGCCAUCCAAAAUUACUCCCGGUUGUUCAGGCGGCCAGAGGGCUGCUUUCUGAACAUCAAUGAUCAAGACUCCAUUGAAGAAUGUCUCUCCAACUUUGGCCGCCGUGAGGAGGUCGACUACAUUGUUGUCAGCGAUGGCGAAGAGAUCCUAGGCAUUGGUGAUCAAGGGGUUGGUGCUAUCUUGAUCUCCGUUGCCAAAUUGGUGAUCACAACCCUAUGUGCGGGAAUCCAUCCAAUGCGGCAGCUCCCAGUAGUGCUGGACUGUGGCACAGAUAACCAAGACUUGCUGAACGAUGAGCUUUAUCUCGGCCUUCGACAACCCCGAGCCAGAGGCCAGGAGUACGACGAGUUUGUGAAUAAGUUUAUGAAAGCAGCGAGAAAGCUGUUUCCCAAAGCAUACAUCCAUUUCGAGGAUUUCGGCCUCCACAAUGCAAAAAGACUGCUUGAUGAGUUUCGACCUCACAUGGCCUGCUUCAACGAUGAUAUCCAAGGCACUGGGUGUGUGACUCUAGCAGCAUUAAUGGCUGCACUCCACGUCAGCGAUGUCAAAUUAAAAGACGCGCGAAUUAUCAUCUUUGGCGCUGGUUCAGCGGGCACUGGUAUUGCUCAACAGAUUGCCGACACAAUCGAGACCGAGGCUCAUAAAUCGAAGGAAGAAGCAGCAAAGCAAAUUUGGUGCCUAGAUAAGCCAGGCUUAUUAGUCAAAUCUCUAGGAGAUGAGCUAACACCAGCUCAAACACCUUUCGCGCGAGAUGACGCUGAAUGGCCUGAAGGGGAAAGAGACCUGCUGUCCGUAGUGAAGAAAGCCAAGCCGCAUAUAUUGAUCGGAACAUCAACAAAGCCGAAGGCUUUUACGGAGGAAAUCAUAAGGGAAAUGGCCAAGCAUGUCGACAAACCAAUCAUAUUCCCACUCAGCAACCCUACUCGGCUGCACGAGGCCCAACCCAACGAUAUCAAUAAGUGGACGGAUGGACGGGCGUUGAUAGCCACCGGAAGCCCGUUCCCCCCGGUUGAUCGCAACGGUACAAAGUAUGAAAUUGCGGAAUGUAAUAAUUCCACUUGCUUCCCGGGAAUAGGACUUGGAACGGUUUUGUCUCGGGCACGCGUGCUGUCAGACAAGAUGCUGGUAGCAGCUAUCAAAGCGCUCGCUGCUCAAUCACCUGCGCUCCAGGAUCCAAAUCUGCCUCUUCUGCCCGAUGUCGAGGAUGUGCGGGAAAUCAGCGUCGACAUCGCCAAGGCAGUGAUCAGGACGGCAGUGGAAGAAGGGCAUGCACAGGAAGAAGGUAUACCCACCGACGAAGACGAUCUGGAGGAGUGGAUUCGAAUACAGAUGUGGGAUCCAGUGUAUCGACCCCUGGUGAAGCCAAAGAACGAGUGA
Aspergillus clavatus NRRL 1 is the source of this 1731-nucleotide messenger RNA. Its product is annotated as NAD-dependent malic enzyme. The transcript has 8 exons. Gene Ontology annotation, biological process: pyruvate metabolic process; malate metabolic process. Gene Ontology annotation, molecular function: malate dehydrogenase (decarboxylating) (NAD+) activity; NAD binding. Bases 1 to 1731 code for a protein of 576 amino acids. The record is from RefSeq and is a predicted model, not a curated record. Gene Ontology annotation, cellular component: mitochondrion. Lineage: Eukaryota; Fungi; Ascomycota; Eurotiomycetes; Eurotiales; Aspergillaceae.